Molecule: messenger RNA, 1020 nt
Organism: Arachis duranensis
Lineage: Eukaryota; Viridiplantae; Streptophyta; Magnoliopsida; Fabales; Fabaceae
Product: mitochondrial import inner membrane translocase subunit TIM14-3
Exons: 5
Coding region: 364-696 (110 amino acids)
Biological process (GO): protein import into mitochondrial matrix
Cellular component (GO): PAM complex, Tim23 associated import motor
Molecular function (GO): ATPase activator activity
Source: RefSeq, a predicted model, not a curated record
ACUAGAGAAACGAAUGGAUUUAUAGAAAAUUAGAUAUAAAAAAGAAGAGAGAGAUCGUAAACCCAUGAAAGAAAAAUAUUUACAAUAAAAACCCUAACUCUGCCUUGUUCGAUCACAAUCUGCACAAAAAACCCCCCAGAAAAUCACAGCCUCCAAUCAGCCACCGUCGGCCACUCGAUUUCAGCUCCACGCCGCCGCGUCUCCACCACAUUCAUAGGUGGACCGCAAAGGGAAUUCGGGGUAUUGUAGAGAAGUUGAUGCCGCUGAAUCAAGUUGUUUCAAACCGAAGGCUUCCUGAAGACUUAAUUUUGGCACGGAGUUCACGCUUUUUAGACAUCUUGAUUGAAGGGUACAACCACUAUUAUGGCCACACCUUUUUUUGCAGGGCUUGCUGUAGCUGCUGCUGCCUAUGCUGGCAGAUAUAGUAUUCAGGCUUGGCAAGCGUUCAAGGCGAGACCACCUAGGAUGCGUAAAUUUUAUGAAGGUGGUUUCCACGCUGCCAUGACUAGGAGGGAAGCAGCUCUCAUACUUGGUGUUAGAGAACACACUCCCACGGAUAAGGUUAAAGAAGCACAUAGGAGGGUGAUGAUUGCGAAUCAUCCAGAUGCGGGUGGCAGCCAUUACCUGGCAUCCAAAAUCAAUGAAGCAAAGGAUGUGUUGCUUGGAAAGACAAAGGGUGGUGGUUCAGCAUUUUGAUGAUAAUUAGUCUCAUAAUAUAGUUUCAACGUGGUUCUUGCUGAUCAUUCAACUAUGAACCCUUCAGUCUGCGGCCAAUUCUUUUAUAGACUAUAGUGAGAAAGUUGUGUAGGACAGUGCUAUGAUGCACCAAAAUUAUUUAAAGGUAUAGAUCUUAGCAUUAGUGUUCUUCAUUAUAUCUCUUUUAUUGCAUCUACACCAUGGGAAUAUCUUUGUCCAUCAUGUAACCUGGUACAUGUUCAUGUUCGAAUUGUAAUAAUGUUGAAUAUUAGAUUGGUUGGGGUCAUUAAUCUUUAAAUGAUUCGGAUUUGUCAUCCUCAUAAA